Salmo salar (Atlantic salmon) is the source of this 1955-nucleotide messenger RNA. RefSeq names its product protein lifeguard 1. Gene Ontology annotation, cellular component: Golgi apparatus; endoplasmic reticulum; membrane. Gene Ontology annotation, biological process: negative regulation of apoptotic signaling pathway. The record is from RefSeq and is a predicted model, not a curated record. NCBI's taxonomy places the organism in Eukaryota, Metazoa, Chordata, Actinopteri, Salmoniformes, Salmonidae.
UGUAAACGCAGCCUUAGUUCCUCUAAUCACCAUCACUGUCAGUGACCGUUAGGUUCAGGAAAUAACACAAAUGGGCACAGGCUGCUAAAGGUAGAUGUUCCAGAGUCUGUCUGAGCCAAGCAGCAAUUGACAGUCUGUGUGUAGGCUAGAUCAACACUCCACUAUACAGGAAGGACAGUACGGUCAUUGAAGUUCAGCAAAAGUGAAACCCAGGUGUAAAGGAGACUACACUCUGCCAGAAUGACAGAUGCUCAGAACUACCCCAUGCCCACAGAGUCUAAGGAGGUCCUGAACUCUAACCUGCCACCCCCUUACCCCCAUGGGGAAACUCAAGUGGACUCCAUGCCACCAUACAUGCCACCCCCCUACUCUGCAGCUCCAGCCAUGUAUCCUCCAUCCCCCUACCCCCCAGUCCUGUACCCACCACAGGCAGGGGUAGACAUGGGAACCCUCCCGCCUGGAGAGUGUAACCCUUUGGGAGAGCCAGGAUCUUCUUCACCAGAGGCAGACGCCGCCCUAUUGGUGUCAUCUUUUGAUGACAAGACCAUAAGGAAGGCGUUUAUCAGAAAGGUGUUCAGUGUCGUGACCCUGCAGUUGCUGGUGACCUUCAGUAUCGUGUGUGUGUUCACGUUCUCCAGUGUGGUGAGGGCGGCGGUGCAGAGCAACAUCUGGAUCUACCUCAGCUCAUACAUUCUGUUUGCUGUGGUGGCCAUCUCCCUUAGCUACUCCAAUUCCUUCAGCAGAAGCCAUCCCUGGAACCUGGUGGGACUGUCAGUGGUCACUCUCACCCUAUCCUACUUGGUCGGCACUGUGGCCUCAUUUCAUGACACCACUGCUGUAGUCAUUGCCAUGGGAGCAACAGUGGCAAUCUCCUUCACCAUCAUCAUCUUCUCAGCCCAGACUCGAGUGGACUUCACAAUUUGUAAUGGCAUCCUGCUGGUGCUGGCAGUGGACCUUCUCAUGUUCAGUUUCUUCUGCUCUUUCUUCUACUCCAAUGUGCUGCAGAUAGUCUACGGAUCUCUGGGAGCCCUGCUCUUCUCACUGUUCUUAGCGAUUGACUGCCAGCUGGUGAUGGGCAGGCAGAAGUACGCUCUGGAUCCAGAAGAGUAUGUGUUUGCUGCCCUGAUCCUGUACCUGGACAUCAUUAACAUCUUCCUCUAUCUGCUCAUCAUAAUGGGAGGCUCCAGCAAAUAGUCAACACCUGGCAGAAACCUACUAUGACACACAUAUGUAGCUGACAUGGCUUAUUGAAUGACUGUCAGUAAACAGGUUUCCAUUCAAUAUUUUUAUGCGAGUAAAAUACAUGUCGGAUAAAACAUUUUAUGACAGGCCUGAUGGAAACAGCAAAUUUGUUGGUAAACUUUCCAAAUGUUGACAAAACUAAAUACGCUAGACAAGGUGGGGUCUUUUUGUGUCGGUAAAAUUAAUAAUGCGCGAAAUGGCAGUGGAAACUCUUUUAAGCACAAAUAUUGAUAUAAUAACCAUCAUAUCGAUGUAAAUAUGAAGUCAUGCGAUGACAUGUUGUGUUAUUCUCCCACUACGACUUGGGAAAGCAUGCAGGUUAUUAGGCUACAGGUGAAAUAAGUUAUGAUGAACUUCAUAGCGUGGUGAAAGUUCAAGGCGAUGAGCUUGAUGCUCCUAUCCAAUAAAUACAACGGUUCUUAUUGUGGUGACAUCAUGACCGAUGCUUAGCUGCCAUUUGACAAAUCAAAUAAUCUUGCUCUUUUGUCCAUAUUAAUAACAUCAUGUAGGCUACACACGCAUUGUAUAUACAGUGCAUUCAGAAAGUAUUCCGACCACUUCACUUUUUCAACAUUGUUACGUUACAGCCUUAUUCUAAAUUUGAUACAUUUAAUGUUUUCCCUCAUCAAUCUACACACAAUACCCCAUAAUGACAAAGGCAAAACUGUAUUUUGUUUGUGCAAAUCUAUAAAAUAAAAAAAACAGAUACCUUA